Molecule: messenger RNA, 2253 nt
Organism: Chanos chanos (milkfish)
Lineage: Eukaryota; Metazoa; Chordata; Actinopteri; Gonorynchiformes; Chanidae
Product: NACHT, LRR and PYD domains-containing protein 12-like
Exons: 4
Coding region: 1-2235 (744 amino acids)
Molecular function (GO): protein binding
Source: RefSeq, a predicted model, not a curated record
AUGAAAUAUGGCUCGAUUCAUGAAGGAAACCCUGCGACAAACACGAAUGAUGAAUGUAAGCUCCUCAGUGCCAUCUACACUGAUCUCUACAUAGUGAAGGGAGGAACAGGAGGAGUUUGUAAUGAACAUGAGGUAAGACAGGCUGAAACAGCAUCCAGGAGACUCGAAGAAGAAGAAAUUCCAGUCAAGAUCUCUGACAUCUUUAAAAAUGGACCUGAUCAACAAAAUCACAUCAAAAAAGUUUUGACACUUGGGAUUGCCGGUGUGGGGAAAACCGUCUCAGUGCAGAAGUUCAUUCUAGACUGGGCUGAGGGUGGAAACAACCAGGAUAUAGACUUUAUUUUCCCUAUUCCAUUCCGCAGUUUGAACUUGAUGACAAAAAGAGACUGUAGUCUGAUGGAACUGCUUCACCGAUGUUUCCCAGACACAGCCUGUAUGAAAUCGCUCCCGUUAGAGAAGAGGAGAAUCAUGUUCAUCUUCGAUGGCCUCGACGAAAGCCGACUUCCUCUGAAAUUCUCAGAAAAUGAAAUAGUGAGUGACAUUAUAGAAGAAACCUCAGUGGAUCUUCUGAUCACAAACCUUAUUAAAGGGGAAAUGCUUUCUUCAGCUCUCAUCUGGAUAACCUCCAGACCUGCAGCAGCGGACCAGAUCCCUCGUGAAUACAUCCACCAGGUAACAGAGGUGAGAGGGUUCACAGACCUACAAAAGGAGGAAUACUUCAGGAAAAGAAUCAGUGAUCAGGACCAAGCCGAAAGUAUCAUCUCACAUAUUAAGAAAUCAAGAAGUCUUCACAUCCUGUGUCACAUACCGGUCUUCUGUUGGAUCUCAGCCACUGUGCUCAAAAAGAUGUUGGGUGAAUAUGACAAUGGAGAUAUACCCAAAACUCUAACUGAAAUGUACAUACGUUUUCUACUCUUUCAAUCAAAAAUGAUGGAAAAGAAAUAUAAAGAGGCAGAAUUAGGGAUACUGAAGCUUGCUGAACUUGCAUUUCAUCAGCUGGAAAAGGGGAACCUGCUGUUUUAUGAGGAGGACCUCAGUGAGUGUGGCAUUGAUGUCAGGCAAGCUUCAGUCUAUUCGGGAUUUUGCACACAGAUCUUUAAAGAGGAGGAGGAGGUUUUCAGCUUUGUGCAUCUGAGUGUUCAAGAAUGUCUUGCUGCUGUUCAUGUGUUCCUCUUAUUCCUUGAAAGCAAGAGUAAUCCACUGCUUCACAGUUCAGCAGAGAAACUGCAAUGGCUGUUGAGGCACAACAUGUGUGACCUCCACAAGACUGCAGUGAAAAGAACAUUACAGAGUAAGACUGGUCACCUGGACCUUUUCCUCCGCUUCCUCCUUGGCCUUUCACUGGAGUCUAAUCAGAGGAACCUUAAGAAACUGCUACCACACGUGAAGAUCAGACCAGAGAGUGUGAAGGAAACAGUAGAGUACAUCAAGAGGAAACUCAAUGAGGAUAUCUCAUCAGAGAGGAGCAUCAAUCUUCUCUAUUGUCUGAGUGAGCUGAAAGAUGACUCACUCUUGUCUGAAAUCCAGAAGCUUCUGAGCUCAGGAAAUCUCUUACUGAAGAAACUCUCAUCUGCCCAGUGGUCAGCUCUGGUCUUUGUCCUGCUGAUGUCAGAGGAAACUCAGGAAAACUUUGAGUUCAAGAAAUAUAGAGGAUCAGAUGAAGAGUUGAAGAAAUUGCUACCAGUGGUGAAAAACACCAGGCGGGCUUUACUUGCUGGUUGUAAACUCACUGAACAGUCCUGUUCAUCUGUGGCCUCAGUUCUACAGUCAGUAAACUGUCCCCUGAGAGAACUGGACCUGAGUAAAAAUGACCUUCAGGAUUCAGGAGUGAAGUUGCUCUGUGUGGGGCUGAAGAAUCCACACUGUAAACUGGAGAUACUGAAACUUGCUCUCUGUAAUCUCACUGAACAGUCCUGUGAAGCUGUAGCCUCAGUUCUACAGUCAGUAAACUGUCCCCUGAGAGAACUGGACCUGAGUAACAAUGACCUUCAGGAUUCAGGAGUGAAGUUGCUCUGUGUUGGAUUGAAGAAUACACACUGUAAACUGGAGAUACUGAGACUAUCUGGCUGUUUAGUGACAGAGGAAGGCUGUUCUUCUCUGGCUUCAGCUCUGAGUUUAAACCCCUCACACCUGAGAGAGCUGGAUCUGAGCUACAAUCACCCGGGAGACUCAGGAGUGAAGCUGCUCUCUGAGAGAAAGAAGGAUCCACACUGUGGACUGGACAGACUCAAGUAAGUAGAACAGGACUCUGUG